Molecule: messenger RNA, 802 nt
Organism: Penaeus monodon (black tiger shrimp)
Lineage: Eukaryota; Metazoa; Arthropoda; Malacostraca; Decapoda; Penaeidae
Source: RefSeq, a predicted model, not a curated record
AUGCUGAAGGCGAUGCUCUUGCUGGUCGUGGGCGGCGCGGCGCUGGCGGGACCGCAACGCUCCACGGUCGAGGUGUUCAAGAGUGUGUCCCACCCGCAGAGCCACAUCGACGCCCACGCGGAGGCCAAGGAGGCCUUCCGCAACUCGGACACCUUCUCUGCGCUGGACGCGGCCGGCGCGCAGUUCUUCCAGAUGCUGGGGAACUUCGCCUCCUCCAUCAGCAGGGCCGUUUCCGACUCCAUGGAGCGAGCAAGACAGACGACGACAUCUCGAGCUUCGUUCUGCAGCAGCGGGGAUUCCGGAUUUACCGUAGUAAAGAGCUUCAACAAGAAAGUUAUUCCCCACAGUUCACAUCAUUAGGACUGGCGUUUUACAGUAAAUAUAUGCUCGAAGCAAGGCUCUUGCGAACAACGUCCCCAAUCAGAGGGUUUUGUGAUGACGUCAUCGGUUAAGACGCACCCCCUCGUCGUAUAAUGCAGAGCCAAUCAGCGGCCGAUUAUGAGCUCUCGUUAUCUCGACCAGCCAUCCGCCAGUCGGGAUACGUCACGACCAAUCGUUUUCCUAGAAUUCUGUGUCUUUGGCUGUUGCUUCUGAACGGAGAUUGAUAUUCGCCAACAUUUUUUGGGGGUGGGGGGUUAAGGCUUAUUGUGAUUAUUUUUAUUUCUAAUGUCGUAUCAUAUACUAUAGAGAUUUUAUGUCUUUUGUACAUUUAUUGUCAGGAGCAAAAUAAGGAAAAAAUGAAGAAAAAUACAUUUUUUCAAACAAUUAUAAGAUCAAAAGAAUACAAUACAUAUGAAAUUGA